Molecule: messenger RNA, 4980 nt
Organism: Lytechinus variegatus (green sea urchin)
Lineage: Eukaryota; Metazoa; Echinodermata; Echinoidea; Temnopleuroida; Toxopneustidae
Product: CNK3/IPCEF1 fusion protein-like
Molecular function (GO): protein binding
Source: RefSeq, a predicted model, not a curated record
UCACCAUUCAUUGUACAGGUUUGGAUAGUGUACUGCAGCCUUACAUCAACAAUAUAUUGACCAAGAGAGUGAGUGGUGACCGUCUGCUCUUUAUGACCACGUCACAGCAUUUAGAAGAUCUUGGCAUACACAAAGUUGGACACCAAGAAAUCAUGCUUGACGCCAUCAAUUUACUAUGCAAUCUGCAUUAUCGGCAGAGUUUUGAGGAUCUGCAGUCCGUCACUCUGAACCUGAACACCAGGACAAACUGUCUUACAAAGUUUCUUCAGAGUCGUAGCAGGAAUGGUAGCUAUCACACAGGACGUAAUGGAACCAAUGUACCUCAGAGUAUCCCAGCCUCUGUACUGGUGCUCAUUGCUGAGAUCAUAACGGCAGCCAAGACGGUCAUAUCCUGGCUUGACAGACCUCCAUUCGUCACUGGAGAUCACUUCUUCAAAAUGUUCAGGGAGGACAUUUUAAAAUCAGCCUUGGAUCUUACCCAAGUUGGUCAACAGACGGGAUCUCUUCAACAGAUAGAGGAACGACUCCUGGAAAUUAGUAAAGAGCUAGGUGAUUUCAGUGAUAACCUGGUGAAGAAGGCAUCAGAUCCUCUCAUUAUCCAGACGGCUACCAUCGACUUUGUCUCCAUCAAGAAGAAGAGAUCGGACGAAGAGCUGGGACUGGAGAUUAGGACGUCUGCUAUCGAUGGGACACAUCUUAUCACACUAGUCAAACCAAACAGUGCCUCAGGAUCCACAGAUAGAGUUCAUAUUGGAGAUGAGAUACUGCAAGUGAACUACCAGACAGUGGUUGGUUGGCAUCACAGCAAAGUCAUUGAAGCGUUGAAAUGCAACGUUGGCGACAUCACAUUCACCCUCAAGAAACGACCAAGACAUCUUAGCCAGCCGGGUCAGAUCCAGAGACCCAAACAGAACCCCUUCCUGCAUCCAAGCAACCUUGGAAUCAGCUCGUUGCCAUACCGACGACCUUCAGCUGGACGCAAGAGGGUAGUUGUCAAGGACGACAUGUAUCUUCCUCACAGGGAAGCUGAGAAGAGACAACAAGGGGAGGAGGAGGAGGAAGAAGAAGAAAGACCCCCAGACACGCCAUCAGGGAUCCUUGAUUCACCCCUUGACUCGCCCCUGGCUGAUACAAGCUUCCUACCACCUAGAGGAUUCCCCCUCGGUCGACGCCCUACCAUGGUCCCUGGUAUGGCCCAUGCUAGGAGGAAGAACAAGGUCAGGCAGGAUAGACCACGCUCACUACCGUCUGAUCUCGAAGAGCUUAGAAAAGAACUGAGCAAAUCAUCCCUGGGAAAGACGGACGAAACCACCGAGAAGAUCAAGCCAUUACCGGCAGACUUCCGCAUUCCGACCACAAAGAUCAACGGUAGGUUCUCUGAUACGGAGCCCAUGCCAGAAACCAAGAGUCUCUUCCCUCAAAGUGACAAGGAAGAUGAUCAACAGCAACAAGCCAGUGCAGCAGGUGCAGCAUCGGAGGCAACAGAUGCACCCCAGUUGAUCCGGAAGACCACCGCAAAAGGGGUCAGCGUAAAGUUCAAGGAUGAUGUUGUGAGCCCGACGAAGGUCUCGGAUGACCACCAAAGCGACGAGGUCGAUGGUGUUACCGGACAGGAUGGUGGGGUCAAAGGUCAAGGGUCAAAUGACAGUGCAAGCGUUGUAAACACAAAUAACAAUGAGGACACUGAGAUUCCUAGCGAGCUGAAAGACUUGAUUGAAGUGGUAGAUGAUAUGACAGUAUCUGAUGAGUUUGUGGUGGUAGAAAUGCCAAGUCCGGAUCAAACGGAUGGACCUGGAAGAUUAUUGAAACAGACAAAGAGAUCUGAGUCGACAUCUACGGUUGAUUCCACAGAUUCGGUCAGAUUAAGAAAGCACAAGACCAAAGGUCGAUUCAAGAGAGGCGUCUCGUGUGCUGAUCUCGGACCAGGAGAGUGCGAAGGACAACUGUGGAUAAAGAGACAAGAUAGGAUAGGACAAAAAUGGCACUCGAUGUGGUUUGUUCUCAAAGAGUUUGUCCUAUAUUACUACAAAGAUCAAAAGUCUGAUAAGGCGAAGGGUGUGAUCUGUCUGCCUGGGUUUCAAGUCAUUCUAUCACCGGAUAGUAGGAGAUCUUAUGCCUUCAAAUUGAAACAUCCUGGAAAUAUCAAGGAUAUCUUAUUAGCAGCCAAUGAUCAAAAGUGUCUUAAGAAUUGGAUGGAGAAAUUACAGCUAGCCACCAUCAUGCUCCAAGAUGAAACGAAAGUUAGGCAAUCAACUAUCAUCACAGAGACCAUCCUAAAGAGAUUAGAUCUAGGUGGAUACCACAGCAGUGAAAGCACAGACGAAGAAAGCCGCAAAGGAAGCUACGACCUUGCCCAAGAAUCUGGAGAUUCUUCCGAUGCCACGUCAGUAGGUACCAACAGCCAACCAGGAAGCAUCAACUCUAUGAGCCCAGGAGCUGCCGAAGCCAUAGAGUCUCUCAAAGGUGAGCCAUCCCCCAUCAGCAUCAUCAAGUACGACCAAACGACGUACCCUGCGGGGGCAAGGGAGAAGAGCAGGCGUCCCCAGGGGAAAUUGUUUAUUCCCAGCAGCCCUCCAUCGUCGACGGACUCCACCCCGUCGUCGAGCCCUCAGGUGCAGCACAGGGGAUGUGCGCCAAGACUGUUGGGCAAAUCCUCGAAAUCUCCUAGAGGGAUGCAGAAGGAGUAUGAUCUGUCUACUUGGGAGCCGGGGCAGGGAGGAAUACCCGGAUACACAGAGGUUGAUGAAGGCAAAAGAAAAACAAAAGAAGAUAGAAAGGCUAAACAAAGCGAAAAAUCUAGUAAAAAAGAUGAGUACGGGGAGGAGUGGGAGAAGAUCCGUGAUGUUCCAGUCCCAGUCCUCGGUCGAAGUAUUAGCUUUCGAGGAAAGAAGAAAGAGAGACCUACUCUUAGAGUACCCAAACAGGAGAUGAGUGAAAAGGCUAAGAAAGUCUACCAAAAGAGAUUGCUUGAAAGAAAAUUAAAGGCAAAACAAGCAGAGUUGGAGAGUGUAGAGCUUCUCCUGGGCAAAGACCAGGUGGUGUCAUCAACCGUUCUGCACGAAUGGAGAGAACAGCAUGACGAAUUCCUGAAGUCACUAGAUGGGCAGAGCAGAGACCAGUUGAGCAGUGAUUCAGACCCUGAUAGCACUGCUGACAUGCCAAUGUCAUCAUCCAUGUCGUCGAUAAACACCAACUCCACGACGACAUCAGCUCAUGAAAAUCCCGCGAUCCUGGGCGAAGACAUGACGACGGUCAGCGACGGGACGACGUCUGGCUGCGAUGUCCAAACACCCUCUAGUGAUGUUGCACCAACCAUCGGUGACACGGUAGAGGAUACUCUCAAAUCAACCGAUAAUUCUUUGCAUCAGUCACCCACGAGAUUGGAAGCUAAUGCAACGAGAAAGGCAGACUCAGGGACAUUGUGUGAUGAUGGUGAUUCUGCCUUUGCCAAGUCUGAGGAUGUAGGUGUGGUGGCCAGUAGAACCAAGGACAGUGAAAGAUUAGCCACUGGACGAUCGGAGAGCGAAGCAUCUGAGACCAGUCUUUAAUGUUAUCCAAAGUUCCCUAAGACUCUUAUCAUAGAUAUAACCUAUACAUGACUCCAUCCAAGCUCAGAGCUGUAUCAUUGAUGUUGCCUUUGGAAAAUGACAGCCACCGCAUCUCCUAUCAAAUCCUUGCCUGUUGUGUUGAUUGUUGCGAUAUAGCCACUUUCUAGCUACUAUCAUGAUGGGAUAGUAAAAUCCUAUACCAUUGAUAAUGUCACUGACAAUGUCAUAGAUUGUCUCCAAAGUGUAUCAUUCUUUUAGGAAUGCCUGUAUUUUACUUUUUAUUUGGUUUUAAUCUAACUUCAUGAAUGUUACCCUCUGUCUCAUGGAUCGAGGUUUGGCCCAAAGCCUUUACAAAACUUACAGGGACUACAGAAUUCAGUAGUCAAUAUAUAUUAAUGCAUAUCUGUUGCCUGUGCUGGGUGUCAGAGCAUCGUCAAACAAGAGUCAAAUGGAUAAAACGUAUGCCUAGUAGAGAUCUUUUUCAAAGCUUGAAGAUUUCUGGACUGAGCAGGUUCAAAUCAAAGUUAUAGCCAAAAUAUUUGCAUAAGUUGACUCACUUCAGCAAUAUCCUACCAGAUUUUGAAAAGCUUGUGUUGUUCCCCCUCUUCUUAUUCAAACUCCUGCCUAAGUCAAAGAAAUUUCAUAGCAUUUGUUGAAGUAGUUUCUCUAUGUCUUUCACCCAGAAUUUCUUGGUGACUGAUGAAUGAGCUCAUUGCUUUCAAGGAAUUCUUACUUCUACUGCUACACAUGAACACUUAAAUGGAGCAUGGCAAAAGGUAUAUUUUGGUCUUGCCAAGGACCCUUAAUGCAGUGGCUGAACUCCAACCACAAUCCUUGUGAUUUCCAGUUGAUGUGUCCAUCUAAUAUCCAUUCAAUUAAUUUGUAAGAUGUGCGUUUAAAGGUCCAUUUUAAACAUAUUUUCAUUACAAAAAAUAUGGAAUUCAAAUUUCAGGAAGAAUCUCUACAAAAAAGAGCUCUACAAUGGCCACCACACUCUUGUAAAAUUGGCAUAUUAGAUUAACCUCCAGUACAAUUGUCAUUAUGGACUUUUAUGGAAAGAUAAGGAAAAAGGACUUUUAAGGAAAGGUAUGGAAAAAGGAAAGGAAAAUCCAUAUUAAAUCAGAAAUAGAAAUCUACAGAAUUCAUUUUGCCCAAUUGAUCUUGGGCCUGGCAGCAACUGAGCAGUGCCAGAUCAAUGUUGCUCUAUCCUUUAAAUUGUUGAACGACAAACAGUGUGGCAUAAACUCCCAUCUUUUUAACGUCUUUUGAACUCCCGACCUCAAGGUUUGUAUAUGGACUCAUACCAAUGGUGCCAAUAGACUGGUUUUAGACAGGCUUUAGGAGAAUAAAUAUUUGAUAUUCAUGUAUUACAUAUACUUUAAUGUCAUGAAACCUCUAGUAAGUAGCGCAAAAUGUUCUUGGUGCUUAUUAU